Messenger RNA from Zea mays, 736 nucleotides. RefSeq lists its product as uncharacterized. Gene Ontology annotation, cellular component: endomembrane system. Gene Ontology annotation, molecular function: hydrolase activity. The transcript is spliced from 4 exons. NCBI's taxonomy places the organism in Eukaryota, Viridiplantae, Streptophyta, Magnoliopsida, Poales, Poaceae. The record is from RefSeq and is a predicted model, not a curated record.
AUGGCGCCUGGCCUCCUCACCGCCGCCGUGCUAGCCGCGGUGGCGGCGUCGCUCGCGGCCCACGUCACGCUCAACUGCCCCGUGCAGCCGGUGCCGUCGCAUCGCCCGCCGCCCACUCCGCCGCCCAACAACCUACUCCAGGUUAACGAACCGUCCCGCGAAAGCCUUUGAUCAAGCUCGGAGGACGUGUACGUGGACGCGGCGGCGGGCGGGGCGCUGGACACGGCCACGAGGGACGGCUGGCUGCAGCGGAUGAUGCACCCCAACAACGGCUCCUGGGAGCGGUGGCGCUUCGUCGGCGGCACGGGCCUGCUCGGGGUCGCGCCGUCCGCCGACGGCACCAUGCUCGUCUGCGACGCCGACAAGGGUCUUUUGAGGGUCGGUGACGAGGGAGUGACCCUUCUUGCUUCGGAGGUCGAGAGCUCCCCGAUCAGGUUCGCGGACGCGGCGAUCGAGGCCUCCGACGGCACGGUCUACUUCAGCGACGCCAGCACCAGGUACGUGCUCGACGACUCCCAGGGGAAGGUGAUCAACUUCGUCACGUCGGUGACUGAGUUCAACGGGGACAUCUUCCUCGGCAGCCUCGCGACCAACUUCGUCGCCAAACUAUCUUUGGCGCGGGUGGCACAGGAGCAGGGUGCAGUAUCUUCGUAGACGUUUGGGUUCUUCAUGUCAGUUUAGGCCUGUUUGUUUAUCCUUUAUAUUAUAUAAUCCAGUUUAAAUAAGUUAAUAGGCA